CUGGAAUUUAGAGGCGUGUACCCGUGGUGUCCCCACCAAUAGUGUGGCCGUGCUGAUAUAAAACCCUGCAGCAGUGUUUGCUUAUUCGCCUUUCUGUCAGUCCAGCACUCCUGCUUGUGGAGGGGUCGAAAAAACCAAGGGACCAAUACAAGUCCUAGCACCACACUUAAAACAAAGGUGCAACACAACGAAAAUCAAAAGAGCACGGCUAGACACGGCUAGUAGCAAGGAUGGAGAACGCGCACACGAAGUCGACGGCAGAAUGCCUGGCCUUCUUCGGGGUUAAGCUGGAAACCGGUCUCACCCCAGACCAAGUCAAGAGGAACCUGGCCAAGUAUGGCCCCAAUGGUGAGACCCACGGAGGGAUGGAGGGGUGCAUGAAGAAAGGGGAACAUAGAAAAGAAAUGGAAACUGACGGUAGAAUAGGCUAAGUACAGGAGGUGUGCCCUGUAGCAAAAGAGAAUAGAGACCACUGUGUUAGGCAUGUACAACUAGUAGAUGUGAUGUUUAAUAUGUGAAGGAAUGAUCAUAUCUCUUAAGGACAUCACAAGUUAUCCUGACUUUGAAGUUGUUAAGUUGUGAACAAGACAUACUUUUUCAUUAGGGACACUUGCAGCGGGCAGUGAGGCUCUGUGUUGGAUUCUUUUUUAGAAAAGGGUUAGGUUAGUUGCCACAGGUGGUAGACAUGGACAUGCAGAGACAGAGAAGCAGAGACUUUUGGGGUCUUUGAAGAGGAGUGGAGAGGGAGAGAGACGGGUGACGGCUCAAGAGUCUUCCUGGGUAAUAUACAGGGCGAGCAUAAUUUUUGUCCCAGUGCAGAGGGGGAGGUCCUUAGAUGGCUAACAGGGAUGAAUGAUCUGAAAUAUGAUCACUUAUUUGCUGAUCAUUGACCAAUUACAUGCAGCGUGAACUAGAUAGACCAAGCAAAGUUAGAUGGAAGUCUGCUUCAAUUGGCUCGCUGAAAUGCCCACACCAUUUUGUUUUAAUUUAACAUUGCAUAAGCUGGUCACAAUUGCAUUUCUGGCCACAGUUUGUUCAUGAUCAUGCUUUUGUAGCAAAAAAGUGCUUUGAUGAAUAAGCAAGUGUAUCAAUACACUCACAGUAAAGACUACAAUCAACAUGGUAAUUGCUGUUAUCAGAUAAUUGUCCACAAUUCCAUGGGCUACAUUUCGAUGCAUUUCUGGUUUAUGGCUAGUUUAUGGGCAAUCCAAAUUUUAUGUUGAAUUAGUGUGUUCUUCCAGAUUUUAAGGCUUGUUGAAACAAAGCAACAGUGAUGACACUGGUACAUUAUUUAUUGGAUCGGUUGUACACUAAGACACUUUAAAGCACAGUUUGGCUAGGUCAGAUUUUUGUUAUUGGUUCAUCCAAAAUGGUUGAAAGUAAGGAUAUAGAAAUUGACUAAAACAUGUUUUUGGUUUCCCAUUUAAUUAGUCAGUAGAUCAGAUUUUUGACACAGCUUUUCACUAUUAUUAGAACCACGAUUAGGGAGAAUAGAACAUCCUGUAGAUAAAUAGCCCUUUUAUAUAUAUAUCUGCCCAGUCCAAGUGGUGAUGAACUAAGCGAAGUUUGACAUAUCAUACAAUCAUGAUUAAUAAUCACUUUUCUAUUGUGUUAAUAUUUUUAUGGGGUUCUGCCCACCUUCCCUUCUCUGCAUCGUGAUUGGACAACCCCAGCACUGCCAGCUGAGGAGGGUAAGUGUUUUUUUCACAUCAACUGUCACUCAUCCGAAUUCACAAAUAAGAAGCACAUUGUGGAAAUGUACCAACGUUUAUCAAUAUUAUUGAUACUUUUUACACGUGAUUCACAUCAUUUAAAAAAUGACUACUGGCUUCAAUCCAAAGUAAAAUCAAUAUUUAUCAGGGGUUAAUUGUAACAUCCAAGCAACCAUUUGAGUGUGGAAUUUCUUGCACAUUAUUGCAUAAUCCUCCCACUCUUGUAUAAUCCUGUUAACAGAACAUCCACAUUUAUAGAAGUAUGACUCCAAAUCAAUCAUUACAUGGGUCAUUUCCCCUUUGUAUAUGAUAAUCACUUAUUUUGGGUUUGAAAUCAAGCAAAACAUCACAUAAAUUAUCUCUAUUACACAGCAUUCGGCAUAAUACUUAUCUUGCCUCCAAACACUUACACAAAAAUAACAAAUACACACAAAUUCUCAGAACAUUAUUUAUUCAUAUGUUUUUCUCUAUUUCUCUCAGGUAAGACCACCUGGGAGCUGAUUGUGGAGCAGUUUGAGGAUCUGUUGGUCAGAAUCCUGCUGCUGGCUGCCUGCAUCUCUUUUGUGAGUAAACAAAGACUAUGCUUGUAUUAUUUCAUCCUGGUUAUUUUGCUCAAGAUAAUAGUAAUAGUAGUCGUAGUAGUAGUAAUACGUCACUGGAAAAACACCAACUACACACUCUAAUAUUGUAAAUAUUUUUUUAUGUGCAGGUCUUAUUGGGUCAGAUAUUAUAUAAUUUAAUUGAUUGUCAAUUCAAUUGAUUAGUCAAUUGAAAUGUAAGAUAUUUGGCCUCUCCCAAUUAUUUAUCCCACCUGAAUAAGACUUUUGUAAUCUUUGUGAAAAUCACUCCCCAAGAACACCUGUGAAAUUAUUUCAAGAUUUUAAGAUGAUUUUUUUGAAUGUAGUUUUCAUGUUUAAUUCCCUUCCCACCCCAGAGUGAGAAAAAAAUAGUUAUUUCAUAUGUUUUUAGGGGGGGGGGGGGGACCACCCCCAUACCCACUCAUACCUUCUCUGCACAUUUUUUGUUAAGACCCUUAAUUGAUAUCAAACAGCUGUGACAGUGGCACUUAAAGUUGUAGGCCUACACCUGUAACCCAAGCCACUGGCCUGAAGGAUGAUCCUGCAUAUCACUGCUUUGGCAUUGCUGUCUUGUCACUUUAUCAAACAACUUGUACCUUCUCUUGGCUCUCCAAGUCCCCUUCCCUCUUACAGGAGAACUUGGGGUUGGGGUACAUUGAACAGGACAAAUAUAAGCACCCCAUAUUUGACCUUGAGAGGGGUGGUUGGAGGUGUAUUAAUUCUUACCACAAGCUUUCCACCCCUUUGGGCAGCUGUCAGGAUGGCCUUAGAAGGCGAAUAUUGAGGAGCGGGUGAGAGACAGGGGGUGCGGGGAGUAAGGGGGCGUCGAGGGGGUAAUGGUUUAUUUUAAGAAAGACUCAAGCCAGGGAAGAGAAACUGUAUCCUUCGGGAAAAGGUCAGGUCUGAAGGAAGGAACGAUGGGCUUCCACAGAAAGAGGUAGAGAAGGUUGAAGUGGAUACUGUAGGAGCAUGGAGUUAUGGGACAUGGAGAUCAAGUGUAUAGGGAUUGUGUCAUUAUUUUGAAAUACAGCUCUAAACUGCAUUCUGGAAACUGUAAACUGGAGCGGUUGCUUAACUUUAGACAACAGCUGAACAACAUCAACACAAUUUAAGAAAACAUUUUAACACAACCUGCUGAUUCGGUGUUUACCCAUUAAAUUGUUGAGAGCAUAUAUAGAGUGUGCAACUAUUUUCUUUAUUUUUACAUAAGUUUACUAUUCCAAAAUUGCAAAUGCACAAAUGCAAAAUUUAAAAUGCAUAAAACAUAGGAUUUACACAAUUCAAACAUUUUCGCACACUGCAUUUAUAAAUGAAUAAAAAAAUGCAUGUUAAGUAGGUCUAUUUCUAAACCUGUUACAGUUUUGCCUCCUGUUGUUGUGUCCAUGGACACUAGCAUUGAGUCUGUGUAAGAGUAUCAGACAGUAAACAGACUAAGAUCUAAAUAGAACAGUGAUGGAACAAACACAUGAAACCAUUUUCUAAAUGCCUGAUAGUGCCCUACAGUGCCCUCUGCACACUCUGCUUAUUCACAAUAAUCUCAAACAUCCUCACAGCUUCCCUAUGGCUUUUAAGCCAAGGGCUUCCCUCAGGAGAAUUGUCAUUUCCUAAAAUCCAUGACAUCAUUAUAAACAUGUGUAAACCAUAUAUAAAUCAACAAAAACCCUACGGACAACCACUGACUAUCAAAUAGCCCAUAGAAAUUCCUUGCUUUGCAGCAGAUUCAGAAUCAGACAACUUUAUUGCCAUGCCACAAAUGUUAGUAGGAAUUUAUUUUCAUGUUUUACACAAAACCACUGUAUCAGAUAAUAAUUGUAUUGAUUUAACUGUGAUUAAACACCGUUUUUCCUGCAGACAGUGUGACUGUAAGCUAUGAUGCAAAUGCUGACACCAAAUGCUAACCCUUUUCCGCUGUUGUCCUCCUGUUUGUGCUCAGGUGCUGGCUUGGUUUGAGGAAGGUGAGGAGACCGUCACUGCCUUUGUUGAGCCCUUCGUCAUCCUUCUCAUCCUUAUCGCUAAUGCUGUUGUUGGAGUGUGGCAGGUCAGUGGCGUUGACGUACAGACGUACACGUUGAGCAACAACACAUACCCGCAGCUUUGAUGACAUGACAUAGAGCACGUGGGUUAGGGUUACUGAGAAAGAGGAGUUUGCUCAAUUGAAACAUAAUUACUUUUGGACACCAGUGAGAAUGACAGCUGGGUCAGGCAUGUUUUGAGUAAAAACAAACAAGCAGAUAUAAAAAUAAAUAAUAAUAAUCUGAAAGCCACCUGUGGGUCUGUUAGUUGUGACUGUAACAUGGUCUAUUUCCUUAACAUUUCUAACAGUUGUAUUUUCUGUAGUUAUGUUAUGAGUUACAGCUAUAUGUUAUGACUAGGUGUUUGUAUUGUCUGUAGUCACGUUAGUGUUGACUGCAGUCCUGUGACUUGGUGUUUGUAUUGACUGUAGUUGUGUUAGAGUUGACAGUGGGUGUUUGUAUUGACUGUAGUUGCACGUGUGUCUGGUUGUCUGCCACAGGAGCGUAAUGCUGAGGACGCCAUCGAAGCUCUGAAGGAGUACGAGCCUGAGAUGGGCAAAGUCUUCCGUACUGACAGGAAGAGCGUGCAGAAGAUCAAGGCCAAUGGGAUGGUUCCUGGUGAUAUUGUGGAGGUGUCCGGUGAGAGACCCAUCUUUCUCUUAAUUACCUAUAUUUUUAUUCAGUAAUUUCUUGUACACCCUUUUAAAGACCUAAGGACUGGGGACUCUAGACUAGAGACUCAUGCUGGAAAUUAGCGCAAGCUAAAGCAUGAUGGGACAAUUCAUCUGACUGUUGAUGACUCAAUGUGUCAAUGUUUUAAUUGUAUGUGUCCCCCUAACAAAUACAUGUGUUUUAUUAUCUCUUACUCAAUCAUAUUUUUUCCCUCCUUUUUUAACACUGACAACACUUUAGGCGUAAAGUGGCUUUACUGUGUAAACUGUUGAGAAAGAAAGGUAGGGACCCACAUAGUGUAUUUUUGAGAGGAUUCUCAAGAACAGGACAUGUGAGUACAAGAUGGAGGGGAGAUGGGGAGGCCUCCUGCCCAUAUAAGGCAGCGAGAGGGAGGGAAGGAGGGAGGGGGUGAACGGCUGCGAAAACAUGCUGAGGGAAGGAAAACAAAAUCUUGGGUAUAAAUACCCCCCUACCACCUGCCCCACCUCUUCUCCCCUUCUUGCCCUCUCUCUCUCCCAGCUCUCCCAUAACCCACUGGUGUUCAUUUAUCAAAGGGCUGUUGCCCUUCAAGUCAGUCAUUUCCAUGGCAUUCCUAUGGCUUAUUCUGAUUGGUUGGUGUAUAAUGUGUCAGUUGAGGUUAAGCAUGCAUACUUAUCUCUCGCUCUCGCUCCCCCCGCCCCCAUUCCCCAGUCGGUGACAAAGUCCCCGCUGACAUCAGGAUUGUUGCCAUCCGUUCCACCACCCUCCGCAUUGACCAGUCCAUUCUUACUGGUGAGGAUCCUCACAUACUACAACUCCAUACUAUAUAAUACAUAACAUGUUGUUUUAACUAUGCAGAAAACAACAAUACACAGUUACACUAUUCAAAAUCAUUACGGAUAAAGAACACAAAGUCUAAAGACCUAUUUACAUUAUAGUCCUAUAAGAAAUGUGGUAAAGGGUGCUUUUUAGACCUGUAUGGCGUUGCGUUGCAUACUGUUUUCUUGUUAUGUGUCCUCUCAUUGACCAUUGUCUGUGUGUCCCCCUCAGGUGAGUCCGUCAGUGUGAUUAAGCAUACUGACCCUGUCCCCGACCCCAGAGCUGUCAACCAGGACAAGAAGAACAUGCUUUUCUCUGCAAGUAUCCCUCCAUCUCUCCUUCCCUCCAUACCUCUAUUUCUGUAUUCCAUUCUCCCCUCCAUCACUGUGUCAAUACAUCCUUCUUUUCUUUAUUCACCUGUCCCUCCCUGCCUCCAUCCUUUUUCUACACCUCCAUCCCUCGCUCUGUCCCUCAGUCCUUACCUCUCUUUCAUAACACACCCUCUAGCAUUCUCUAUUCAUGACUAGUCAACUUUUCUUAAUCCUCAUAGUUCCUACAAGAACAAAAGGCCUAAAACUCAAUUCUACGUUCUUGCUCGUCGUUUUUCUCACCGUCUAUCCUCCACCACCUCUACCAACCACAGGGCACCAACGUCGCUGCUGGCAGGGCCAUUGGCGUGGUUGUGGCUACCGGUGUCGGCACUGAGAUUGGCAAGAUCCGCGACCAGAUGGUCGCCACCGAGCAAGAGAAGACCCCCCUGCAGGCCAAGCUGGACGAGUUCGGCGAGCAGCUGUCCAAGGUCAUCUCCCUGAUCUGUGUUGCCGUGUGGGCGAUCAACAUCGGCCACUUCAACGACCCCGUCCAUGGAGGUUCCUGGAUCCGUGGUGCCGUCUACUACUUCAAGAUCGCCAUUGCCCUGGCUGUGGCCGCCAUACCUGAGGGUGAGGGAUGGCGGGAGGGAGGGAGGGAGGGAUGGAGGAUAGGGAAAAGAGAGGUGUUAUGGGGAGGGGAAGGGGGCAUGAAUGUGUGUGUUCGGAGGAGAGAUAGGUUGUGGGGUGUAUGUGCGUGUAUGUGUGUGCGUACUCGUGUGUGUGUGCGUGGUUGUUCAGGUAUGUGCAGUUAACACACUAUGCUUGUUGUUUGUGAUAUUCCAUUGUGACUAAAUGCACACUAUGUAAUUCUCACUAUAUCACUACUUUUUGAUUUACUCACGCUUUUGACUAUCAUCUCUCUACCAGGUCUGCCCGCUGUCAUCACUACCUGCCUGGCUCUCGGUACCCGCCGUAUGGCCAAGAAGAACGCCAUUGUCCGCUCUCUGCCCUCUGUGGAGACCCUGGGUUGCACCUCCGUCAUCUGCUCUGACAAGACCGGAACCCUGACCACCAACCAGAUGUGUGUGACUAAGGUGGGUGCUGCACAGAACACAGUACCCGUUAACGGGUCUGCAACUGGCAGCCCACGGGCCAAAUACGGCCUCCGAACCGAUUUAAUGUGGCUUGCCAAGAUUGUCUUAGUAGAAAAAUACAGACACAUUUGUACACAGACACACAUUUCACUGGGACAUAGGGUAGCAUAUUGUUCACCAUGUGACUGAUUUGGGCAUAUUCAGACACUUGACAGACUCACGCACAUACACAAACUGAACAGUAAUUUCACAACUUCCCUUUGUUUCUUCCUCUCUAGAUGUUCAUCAUCAAGAAUGUUGAUGGCGACCAUGUCGACCUGGACAUGUUUGACAUCUCCGGCUCCAAGUACACCCCCGAGGGAGAGGUGUAAGUAGUCUGUUUCUGUGGCAACCGCCGUUAACUUUACGACAUAGGUACCAUUCAAGCUACUGAGCCUCAUAUGACAAUGAUGUUAACGCAUAUUCUCUUUAUUCUCUUUAUUCCCUUUUUCUCUAUUCUCCCUAUAUCUUCCUUUUUUCCCUCUGUCAAUAUCUCCCUCCCUUUUUCUUCUUCUUCCACCUCUCUCUAUCUCUCCCUCUCUUAGCUCCCAGGGAGGUGCUAAGACCACCUGCGGAUCCUAUGAUGGCCUUGUUGAGCUGGCAACCAUCAGCUCCCUGUGCAAUGACUCCUCUCUGGACUACAAUGAGGUAAUUCAUUGAUUUAUUUGUUAUUUAUUUAUCUCCUUUAGUAGGCAGGGACAGUGCACCAUUCAUUCUAUCCAUCAAUAUUUAAGUUUUCACAUCAAGUUCUCGCUAUGUCGCUCAUUUUCUUCUGUAGUCCCCUAAACACAGAUAAAACAACAUGGCUAACACAUAUUUAUGCUCUGACAAAGUAAUUGUGACAAAGCUUUUUUAUUUUUUAUUAUGUUUUAUUGUCACAUACAGCGCAUAGGUGCAGUGAAAUUUGUUGUUUUACAGGAUCAGCCAUAGAAGUACGGCGCCCCUGUAUCAAAUUAGGCUUAAGUGCCAUGCUCAAGGGCACAUCGGCAGAUUUUUCACCUUGUCGGCUCGGGUAUUCGAACCAGCGACCUUUCCCGCUUGGCAAUUGAAAUGUGCUUCUCUGCAGUCAUGGCUAACAUACAUCAAAUAACAUGUUUUAUGAUUACGAAGAUGUCCCAUUGCUGUAGAUUCUGCCCUCUGCCUCUUCUUAACUUUUUUCUUCUCACACUUUAUCUCUAUUUCUCUCCCUUCCCUCCAGUCCAAGAACAUCUAUGAGAAGGUGGGUGAGGCCACCGAGACUGCCAUGUGCUGCCUGGUUGAAAAGAUGAACGUGUUCAACUCCAAAGUUACAGGCCUCUCCAAGCCUGAUAGAGCCAAUGCCUGUUGUGCUGUGAUCAAGCAGCUGAUGAAGAAGGAAUUCACCCUGGAGUUCUCCCGUGACAGGAAAUCCAUGUCUGUGUACUGCACCCCCGUCAAGGGCGAUGGUGGAGCUAAGAUGUUUGUGAAGGUCAGCUCCUCUCUCUCUCUCCACUUUCUAGCUCUCGUCUUCUAGUCCUCUUCCUCUAAUGCCUUUGUGUCAAACAUGGGCUUAUGCCUUAUUGUUCCGUUGCAAGCAGUUUAUUAGCCACUAAAUUAUAGCCUCAUCUUUGAGGGUUUUAGUUAGACAGCAAAAUACUCAACAAUUCUACCCGACAACUGUAUUUUCAAAGCAGUAAAGGAAGGAGCUUGAUUUGGUCCCUUUGUGAAAACCCAACCUCUCUCCGUUUCCUCCUCACCCAAUAGGGUGCCCCCGAGGGUGUGAUUGACAGAUGUGCCUAUGUUCGUGUUGGCACCACCCGUGUUCCCCUGACUGGUGCCGUCAAGGACAAGAUCUUGGCUGUGAUCAAGGAAUGGGGUUGCGGCCGUGAUACCCUGCGUUGCCUGGCCCUUGCCACCCGUGACACCCCCCUGAAGGUCGAGGAGAUGAAGCUUGAGGACGCCACCAAGUUCAUUGAUUACGAGGUGAGGAAUAAAUAUUUCCCUCUGUAGAUGGAUGGAUAGAUGGGAGGAUGGAUGGAUGGAUGGAUGUCUAGCCAGAUAGAUCCAAGUUGGUUUUGACUCAUCCUCACCUUUCUCCCUCACUCCCCUUGUCCCCAGACUGACCUGACCUUCGUUGGCUGCGUUGGUAUGCUGGAUCCCCCGCGUAAGGAGGUUACGCCCGCCAUUCAGUUGUGCAAAGCUGCUGGAAUCCGUGUCAUCAUGAUCACUGGUUAGUGUACCACUACCUCCUCUCUAGCACCCAUACCCAAUACAGACCAUCUUCCUUUACAAAGUGAUUGUGUUUCCUUUAGUUUGUGUUGUCUGUUUCUAAGUAAAUAUUAUAAUCUUCUGUGACUUUGAUCUAGUUUAUGUCGUGUCCGUUCUUAAGUAAAUAUUAUUAUUGUCUAGUUUGUUGCGUCUGUGUUGAAGGUGUUGUUGCAUCCACAAUGGUGUUUGUUGUGUCUGUGCUAUCACGUGUCCCAUUUAUGUGCCUAUUGUGUUUAUAUCUCUGUUUAUAUAGACAUCUGUAUUCCACGUUAUAUUAGCCUGUUUUUUUUUGCUCAUUCUCAGUCACAUAUUACCUGGGGUUGAAUUGGAGAAAAAAUUAUGUUUACUGUAAAAUUACUGUAAAAAACAACAACUGUAAAGUCACCAGCUAAAAUGUCAAAAUUAGUUUCACGUUGAAAACGCAGUUCCCCUUCGAUUCCACCCCUGGUCAUUAUUACUGUACAGUACACCUUUCUCUUUAUCCCUCAUCUGAUUGGAUAAUGUCACCUUUCGACUCCCUCAGGUGACAACAAGGGAACCGCAGUGGCCAUCUGCCGUCGUAUUGGCAUCUUCACGGAAGAUGAGGAUGUGACUGGAAAGGCCUUCACUGGCCGUGAGUUCGACGACCUGCCCUCAUUUGAAAUGCAAAGCGAUGCUGUCAGAAACGCUAGCUGCUACGCCCGUGUGGAGCCCUCCCACAAAUCCAAGAUCGUUGGGUUUCUGCAGGGCCAAGACGAGAUUACCGCCAUGGUGAGGCCCCGACAUAUGUGUAGAUACACAUGCAAUAUACUAUAAAAUACACAAGUCUUCAAACAUUUGAUAGUAGUUCAAAUGAAUCCAAAGUUUACCCCAAAUUCCUGUAACGUAACUGUGAUAGUAUUCCUCUAGCAAUGCACCACUAAAUGCACCACUUCAACUGACCCUCUCUCUCUCCCUCCCUCCCUUAAACCAGACUGGUGAUGGUGUGAACGAUGCCCCCGCCCUGAAGAAGGCCGAGAUCGGCAUCGCCAUGGGCUCUGGCACUGCCGUUGCCAAGUCUGCCUCUGAGAUGGUCCUGGCUGACGACAACUUCUCUUCCAUCGUGUCCGCCGUCGAGGAGGGCCGCGCCAUCUACAACAACAUGAAGCAGUUCAUCCGCUACCUCAUCUCCUCCAACGUUGGUGAGGUCGUCUGGUGAGUGUUCUGUCCAUACGGGACUGACUGGGUUCGAACCCCGGGCUCUCUGAGACUGUGUUAGCCCAUCAAGCUAAAGCCUAGGCAUUAGUUAGGGACCUAACUUCUCUCCUCCUUGUCCUCCCCAUCCCUUCAACUGUAGUCCGCUUUCAUGUAUUAUUCACUGGGAUUUGUACUUUUUUAACUUGUAACUAAUUUUUUACAAAUCUAAAUCAAUCAAUCCACCUUUUCCUCCAUUCUCUCACUCAGUAUCUUCCUGACUGCUGCCUUGGGUCUGCCCGAGGCUCUUAUCCCCGUCCAGCUGCUGUGGGUCAACCUGGUGACUGACGGUCUGCCCGCCACCGCCCUGGGCUUCAACCCCCCCGACCUGGACAUCAUGGGCCGCCGCCCCCGUUCCGCCAAGGAGCCCCUGAUCUCCGGCUGGCUGUUCUUCAGAUACAUGGUCAUUGGAGGUAAGCGUGGAAGAAUAGGACAGGGGAACUAUCUGUCUAUGUUCCAAAUGGCAACCUAUUCCCUUCAUAGUGCACUAUUUUUGUCCAGGGCCAAUAAGGUUUGCACUAGGGAAUAUGGGCCCUGGUCAAAAGUAGUGCACUAUGAAGGGAAUAGGGUGCCAUUUAGGACAUAUCCCCUGUCUGUUUUGCAUUAGUAGGGUCCUGUAAGGGCUGGUUGAACACCACCAAGGUGUUCACCACCUGAGUCUGUGUCUGACGGUGAGUCUCUUUGGUCCGCUCCAGGAUAUGUCGGUGCUGCCACUGUCGCAGCUGCCGUCUGGUGGUUCAUGUACGAUCCCACCGGCCCCGGAGUCACCUUCCACCAGCUGUCCCACUUCAUGCAGUGCCACGACGAGAACGAAGACUUCACCGGCAUUACAUGCAAGGUGUUCGAGGCCGCUCCCCCUAUGACGAUGGCCCUGUCCGUGCUGGUCACCAUCGAGAUGUCCAACGCCCUCAACAGGUCAGAUGCAGAGCAUGCACACACACACACACACACACACACACACACACACACACACACACACACACACACACACACACACACACACACAGGCACAUGCACAGACACACACACAUACACGCACAUACAGAUGCAAGAGCACAGACACACAAGCACAUGCAGAGGCAUGCACUCGCGCACACACACACACACACACACACACACACACACACACACACACACACACAGGCACAUGCACAGACACACACACAUACACGCACAUACAGAUGCAAGAGCACAGACACACAAGCACAUGCAGAGGCAUGCACUCGCGCACACACACACACACACACUAAUCAUGUGAUGUUAAAUUGUAUCCUUUAACCCCCCUCUCUUGCAGCUUGUCUGAGAACCAGUCUCUGGUGCGCAUGCCCCCAUGGAGCAACUUGUGGCUGGUUGGAGCCAUGGCUCUCUCCAUGUCCCUCCACUUCAUGAUCAUCUACGUCGACCCCCUGCCCGUAAGUACUGUCACCAUGGAAAUGGUCUCAUCACAGUCCUCUGUCACUGUGGAAAUGGUCCCAUCAUAUGCUCAAUAAAUUUGACAUUUAUAUUGGUCAGAGGACCCUAUUGAGUAUUUUUUGUCAGUAGUUUGACAGUUGUUCUUCCCUAAUAACCCUGUGUUCUCUUCUCCCACCCAGAUGGUCUUCAAGUUGACUCACUUGAACCUGGAGCAGUGGUUGAUUGUCCUGAAACUUUCUUUCCCUGUCAUCCUGAUUGACGAGGUGUUGAAGUUUGUCGCCCGUAACUACCUGGAGAGUAAGUGUGCCUCUAACACACACACACACACAAUCACACACACACACACACACACACACACACACACACACACACACACUUUUACCAUGGUAACCAAGUGAUGGUAUUCUAUCCUUGUAUUUGCAAGCAAAUUAAUUCCUUUUUACCUUCACCCUUGUUAUCUUUUAUUUGGUAUGAACUGAAUAAUCCUUCCAUCUGAUUAAGACAAUUUGUAACAUAAUGUUCAUGCUUGUCUUCUUUAACCUCUUAAUGUCUCUCUCAAUCCUUAAUUCAAUUGUUUCUAUAAUUUUACCAUCUGCUCUCAAUGCCUUUAUUUCUUCUUUAUCUCUAUACUCUGCUCUCUCUUUCUCUAACUCCCUGUAUUCAUUAUUUUUCUCUAAACUCAUUUUUCUUUCUCUAACUCCCUGUAUUCCUUCUUCCUAUCUUUAUACUCACUCUCACCUCGCCCUCUCUUUUAUUUAAUCAUAUAACUCCAUCCUUUCAUUCCUCAUUAACACUUUGAAUCAUCUUUUUACAGACUAAUCCUGCCUAUCACCCACCAUUAGCCUGUAACUACAGCAAGGUAUCCCACCAUCUGCAUCGCUAGCGGUUCUCUCUUUGUGUGUAUGUCAUUGUGUUUAUGUCAGGAGAGUGUGUGUACAUGUGCAAAGCGAAUCUGUGUUUUACAACUUGCCCAAGUUGCGUUCUUGUCGUUUUCAGUCAUUCCGGUGAUCUCUAGCCUAUAUGCUCAAACGUGUGUGGACAUGCGACUUCUGUAUUGUAUCUGUACUGCCCUGUAUUCUGCUGGUCUGGUUUAUGGAUGUUGUUUUCCACUGUUAUACGUAUAGUUCGUAUCAGUGAUGUGUCAGUAUCAGUAGGCUUUGGGGAUUUGUCCCAUAUCUGUUUGUGCUGUGUAGCCAACUCCUAUGGUUGUUACAUAGAAGUUGGUUAUACAGCACAAACAGAUCUGAGACCAGGCUAUCAUGAAUCAUGUCUUGUUGUUGAUGUCGUGAGUUGUCUAGAUGCUUUGGCAUUGGCGGGGGGGGGGGGGGGGGGGUUUGAAGGGGCAUUGGCGGGGGGGGGGGGGGGGUUUGAAGGGGUAGAUGUUUGAAGCAGUAACCAUGUUGCCAUGAACAUUUGAAAUAUGAGCUAUUAUUCCAUAAAAGUGUGAUAUAUUUUUGCUCAAUAUACUGUACCUCUGCAGUAAAUAACCAUAUUGCCAUAUUUACAUAGUGUACGUUCAGAUCCUAUACUAAUACUUAAGUAUUACAUAGAAACAUAGAAAUCUUUAUAGAAAGAAAUUAACAAGAAAGGCUAGUUAUUAGCUAUUGUCAUAAUACCACUAUGGUUGAAAUAACAGUGUAAUUAUAUUUCCAUGACAUAUUACAUAUAUCUGCUGCUGUCAUCAGCUUUCAUUUAAAACUAACAUUGCAUUAAACUCUUUCCCUCUGAUUUCCUGCUUUUCUUCUUUCACUCUAGAAAAAUAGAAAUCUAGAAGAAGAGGAAUUAGAGAGGUGGAGAGAGGGAGGACGAGGAGGAGAAAAUUGAAAAAGAGGACGAUCACAACCGAUGAAAGAGGGGCUCUUGUGAGCCAACCAAUAGAAGAGAGGGGACAAAACAGGGAAAUCAACGAGAAAACCCCCCAAUUAAAAACAUCCACAUAAAACAACCUCUGUAUAUGGAAAGAGAUUAAAUUGGAUUGGGGUUCUACCCCACCAAAACAGUAUUAAAAUAUUUAAGAUUGUAUUCAUAGAAAUAAAGUAUGUAUUAAAAAUCAAUUUUUUGUUAAACUUGGAUA
Messenger RNA from Coregonus sp. 'balchen', 14141 nucleotides. NCBI's taxonomy places the organism in Eukaryota, Metazoa, Chordata, Actinopteri, Salmoniformes, Salmonidae. The record is from the annotation of a GenBank genome assembly.